UGAUAAGAAACGAUGCCGAAAGAUAUUAUUUGAAAAUAUUCAUGUCAUCGUUUACUAUUGUUUAAUUAUUUUAUAUGUUGCACUUUUUUAGUAGUCUUAUUUAUAAUUUAAAUUAUUUUUGAUAAUCAUGUCGAGUGGUUACGACAGAGCUAUUACAGUAUUUUCACCUGAUGGUCAUUUACUGCAAGUAGAAUAUGCCCAAGAAGCAGUUCGCAAAGGAUGCACGGCAAUCGGUGUCUUAGGAAAGGAUUGUGUCGUACUUGGUGUAGAAAAAAAAUCAAUUGCUAUGCUUCAAGAAGAACGCACAGUUCGUAAGAUAUGCCCUUUAGAUUCACAUAUUGUUAUGGCUUUUGCUGGCUUAACUGCUGAUGCCCGUGUAAUUAUUAACCGAGCACAAAUGGAAUGUCAAUCUCAAUACCUUACAUUGGGCGAAACAGUCACUACGGAAUAUAUUACUCGAUUUGUUGCAUCAAUUAAACAAAAGUACACUCAGAGUAAUGGUCGUCGUCCAUUUGGUAUUUCAUGUUUAAUUGCUGGAUUUGACAAUGAUGGCACACCACAUUUAUUCCAGACAGAACCGUCUGGUAUUUAUUAUGAAUGGAAAGCUAAUGCAACUGGACGCAAUUCAAAAUUAGUUAAAGAGUUUUUACAGGAUAAUUAUAAUGAUGAAGCUGUCAGCACUGAACAAGGAACAAUUAAAUUAGCAGUUCGGGCAUUAUUGGAAGUAGUUCAAUCUGGCCAAAAGAAUAUUGAACUAGUUGUACUUAAAAAUAAUGAGAAAAUGAGAAUGCUAGAUCCCGCAUCACUUGAAGAAAUGGUCAAUGUUAUUGAAGUAGAAAAAGAAGCUUUAGAAAAAGAAAAAAAUAAACAAAAAGAUAAACAAUAAAUGUAAUUUGUUGUAAUAUUUGGUUUUUUUUUUUAUAUGAAUAUAUAAUUUUUUCUUUUUGGAUUAAACAAUAUAAUUUAAUAAUAAAAUUAUAUUCUAAGUAAUAUAAUUAUAAUCUUAAAAAUCCAUAUUUUGUUUUUUUUUUUUUAUCACUUGCUUGCAAAUAUUGUAGUACUAUACUAAAAAAUGUUGAGUCAUAUAUUCCAAUUUAUUUUCAAUAAAAUUGAUAUAUAUAUAUAAAUAUA
Daktulosphaira vitifoliae (grape phylloxera) is the source of this 1131-nucleotide messenger RNA. RefSeq names its product proteasome subunit alpha type-7-1 (gene Prosalpha4). Gene Ontology annotation, biological process: ubiquitin-dependent protein catabolic process. The record is from RefSeq and is a predicted model, not a curated record. Gene Ontology annotation, cellular component: proteasome core complex, alpha-subunit complex; nucleus; proteasome core complex. Lineage: Eukaryota; Metazoa; Arthropoda; Insecta; Hemiptera; Phylloxeridae. The transcript is spliced from 2 exons. The coding region runs from base 128 to 886 and encodes 252 amino acids.